Messenger RNA from Aegilops tauschii subsp. strangulata, 1764 nucleotides. Its product is annotated as probable hexosyltransferase MUCI70. The record is from RefSeq and is a predicted model, not a curated record. Lineage: Eukaryota; Viridiplantae; Streptophyta; Magnoliopsida; Poales; Poaceae.
AGGAGGAGAAGAAGAGAAGAAAAGCAGCCUCCGUCGCUCGCUCCAGCCCAGUGUCCCUCCCUCCGGCCCGAUCUGGCGCCGCCCAAACCCUAGCCCCCCCGGCCCCAGCUCCCGCGGGAGGGAAGGAGGAGGAGGAGGAAUGGCGAGGCGAGGCAAAGGGGGCGGCGGCGGGGCUGGCGUCGGGGACGCGGCGUGGCGCAGGGGGUCGGCGCGGCCGCGGCUCCUGCUCGUCUCCGCCGUGGCCUGGGCGCUGCUCCUCCUCGCCUUCCACCUCUGGUCCUGCGCCUCCCCCUCCGCCUACUUCCUCUCAGCGCUCUGUAGAAAAGACGGUGAAGUUGUCCGCGCGUUGGACCCAAUGGGAACCCCGUCCAAACCGCUCCACCGCUGCUCGAUACCUGUCGCGGAUGAUCCAGACGCUGUCGUCAUUCCAAAGAGAACUCCCAAUGCGAUCGUGAAGAAUCUGUCCUACAUCACGGUUGACAAGCGGGACAAAGAUUCUCCGCCGCUGUUUGGAGGACGUCAAACCUGGAAGCAGAGGGAGGAAAGCUUCAAACUGAAUGCUACCAUGAAGGUGCAUUGUGGAUUUAUGAAAAACAGCGGUGCAGAUAUGGAUGCUGUUGAUGUCGAGUACAUACAGAAAUGCAAAUUUGUGGUUGCCUCGGGUAUUUUUGAUGGUUAUGACGCUCCUCAUCAGCCAUCAAAUAUUAGCCUUCGCUCUCAAAAGUUGUUCUGCUUCUUGAUGGUGGUCGAUGAGGUAUCCUUUGACUUCAUUGAACAGAAUGUCACUGUCAAAGUUGACAGUGCAGGAGGGAAAUGGGUUGGUAUAUGGCGACUUGUAACACUGCACCGCCCUCCAUUUGAUGAACCUAGAAGGAAUGGAAAAGUACCAAAGAUAUUGACGCAUAGGCUAUUUCCUCAAGCCUGGUAUAGCAUUUGGAUUGAUGGGAAAAUGGAGCUUAUGGUUGAUCCACUGCUUAUUCUUGAAAGAUAUCUCUGGCGGGGAAAAUACACAUUUGCAGUAGCUGUCCACAAACAUCAUAGAAGCAUAUAUGAGGAGGGUGAUGCAAUCAAACGGAGGAAGCGAUAUGCAAGGCCUUUGGUUGAUCUUCAGAUGAAGAUAUACUACCACGAGGGAAUGGAGCCUUGGGACGAAACGAAAAGGAUGCCUAGUGACAUACCAGAAGGAGCGGUGCUGAUCAGGGAGCACACGACGAUAACGGAUCUGUUCAGCUGCCUCUGGUUCAACGAAGUCAACCUCUUCACGCCUCGUGACCAGCUCAGCUUCGGCUACGUGGCCCAUCGGCUCGGAGACGCUCUCAAGUUCUUCAUGUUCCCCAACUGCGAGUACAAUUCCUUGUUCAUCCUGCACAGACACACGAGGGAGCACUCGUCGAAGGUGGAGUGGGCCAAGACGAUCGACGAGAUUUUGAAGAAGGGACUGAAGGAGAGCAGGGGAGGGUUAGGGCUGUGGACUCCGUACCCCGCAGACCUCAGCUCCGUGGAGCUCCCCGCUGUAAAAAGAACUUCGCAGGCAAGCUAGACUGGAUCCGAAACGUUCGAUUAUGAUUUCUUUGGUUGUGCAAAGUAGAACACCCCUUUUCUUGGUGUGUUGUAGUCGGGGGAAAAUUUCUGCAAUUUCCAGUGGAUUCUGCUGCAGAUGACAUAGACUAUAGGUCCAAAUCUUUACGACGAACUUGUAACUACGUUACAUGUAAAAAAGUUGAGGAUGGAAUGUGUCAUGUUUUUUGCAUUUCCAAGUGGUAA